Molecule: messenger RNA, 2228 nt
Organism: Trichoplusia ni (cabbage looper)
Lineage: Eukaryota; Metazoa; Arthropoda; Insecta; Lepidoptera; Noctuidae
Gene: Mettl14
Product: N6-adenosine-methyltransferase non-catalytic subunit
Exons: 6
Coding region: 100-1248 (382 amino acids)
Cellular component (GO): RNA N6-methyladenosine methyltransferase complex; nucleus
Molecular function (GO): mRNA binding
Source: RefSeq, a predicted model, not a curated record
UCGUUUAUGAACGGAAAUCAACUUGUCACCGCAAAAUUGUUUAUGUUAUAUUUUCUCAGCUUGCUUUUGAGAUCAUAAACGGAAACUAAAUGAAGAACAAUGAGUGAAAAACUAAAAGAAUUGCGUGAACGUUCACAAAAGCGGAAAAAAUUACUGGCGCAAACUCUUGGCGUUUCGAGUGUAAGUGAGUUGAGACAUGCUUUAGGUGCUACAUUGGACGUGCCGGCGAAGAAGCAGGCUGUUCCGGGGCCCGGGAAUGAAGGAAAUGAGAAGCCAACAGCCAAAGAACAACCAGAUGAACUUGUUUACACUGACUCUUCUACAUUUCUUAAGGGUACUCAAUCAUCAAACCCUCACAAUGACUACUGCCAGCACUUUGUGGACACUGGUCAGAGGCCGCAGAACUUCAUCCGUGAUGUGGGCCUUGCAGACCGCUUCGAGGAGUAUCCCAAGCUGAGAGAACUCAUCAAGUUGAAGGAUGAUUUAAUUGCCCAGACUGCCACCCCACCUAUGUACUUGAAAUGCGACUUAAAGACAUUUGACCUGAAGCAAAUGGGUAACAAGUUCGACGUGAUCCUGGUGGAGCCGCCCCUGGGCGCGGGCUGGCGCUGGCAGGACGUACUGGCGCUAGACUUGCAGCAGAUUGCGCAGGCGCGCUCCUUCAUAUUCCUGUGGUGUGGUAGCUCUGAAGGUUUGGACAUGGGCAGAGAAUGCCUUAAGAAGUGGGGCUUCCGCCGAUGCGAGGACAUUUGCUGGAUUAAAACCAACAUUAAGAAUCCUGGGCAUUCCAAAAACCUAGAGCACAAUGCUGUCUUCCAGAGAACCAAGGAACACUGUCUCAUGGGUAUCAAGGGCACUGUCAGACGGUCAGUGGAUGGAGACUUCAUACAUGCCAAUGUGGAUAUAGACCUAAUCAUAUCUGAAGAUCCAGAGUUUGGAAGCACUGAGAAACCGAUAGAAAUAUUUCAUAUCAUGGAGCAUUUCUGUUUGGGGAGGAGAAGAGUCCACCUAUUCGGGCGCGACUCCACAAUCCGUCCGGGCUGGGUGACCAUCGGCCACGAGCUGACGAACUCGAACUUCAACGCGGAGCUGUACGCGUCGUACUUCGCGGAGGGCCGCGAGAGCACCGGCUGCACCGAGCGCAUCGAGGCGCUGCGGCCCAAGAGCCCGCCCAACACCAGCAAGGGGGCCCGCACCCGCGCGCGCGGCGGCUUCCGCGCCAGGGGCCGCGGCCGCCCCGCCAUGUAGGACGCCCACGGUAUGUUACACUACGCGAGCUAAUUAACAUACUGUGGAGCUAGGGCUUUUGUGACACACCAGUCUUCUGACUCGGUGACCUUUAUACGAACGAUAACGCUGACAGAAAUCGCUCUAAUGUAGACCCUACUUUUUGGUAAGUCACAUGGCCUUUGAGCGAGUCACUUGUUAUUGUUGGUGAGUUGAAAAGGUGUGGAUCGUAGACCAGCACUAAACAAAGGUUAUGAGUGCUUUUGUGUAACAUACAGUUUAUAAAUAAGCUUUCGUUGACUGCUUGAAAGCAGUUUAUUACUUGAGAGUUGUUGUUAUGAUAAAGCGUCUUAAAUGUAGUGUAAAAGGUCGUAAGUUUUGGCUAUUAAAAAUAAACUAUAAAUUAAAUAAAUCUAAAUUGUAUACUUUGACAAAUGAUUUGAUAGUAAAUUCUAUGUUAUCUCAAGUAUGGAAUCGAAUUAAAACUGUUGACUUUUGUAUGAUGGACAUACAAAUUGAAUAUUUUAUUAGAUAUGAAAUGUAUGUCAUACUCGAUUUAGACAUUGUUAUUCAUUGUCAUAUAUCAAUUUUAGGCUAGUAUAUAAUAAGCCCGUGUUAUAACUAUUAAGAUCCUGAUUGUUCUAAGCUUCUCUCUUAUCAAAGAGAAGCUAGAAGAGAGCUAUACAAAGUUGAUAGCGCCUUCUCUUUCAUAAUAACAAAUUGCUGGCUUUUCUUUUAAUAAAUCAUGUUGAUAUAUCACCCCCGAAAUUUGACCAGCCAUUGUUUACGCCAUCAUUAUUUUGAGCAAAAUUGUUAAUGAUAAUAGUUGCUAUUUUAUAUUUGGCCUAUUUACACCGCGAAGCUGGUGUGAAUUGUUGACAAAUCUCUGGACAAAUGUUUUGAACCAACAUACAUCAGGGUGUUUGACUAAUGUACGUAUCUAGUUUAUAAGGAUUACAAUGAGUAUUUUGUGUAUCGUGAUUAAUAAACACGUUUUUGAA